AUGCUAUUUGCCAGAGGUGCAUUAGUGCAUUGGCCGAAAUAUCCAACCAUGAAACCUGAAGUAAUUAUCUCAAAACGUCAAGGGAUUGAAUUUAGCAGCCGUAAAACGGUAACAUUAAAGAUAGAAGAUAACAUAGCUGUAAUAAAAGUCGACCUUCCUGAUAUGAAAGAAAAUGUCUUGAAUGAAGUAGUUGCGGAUGAUUUGCGAUAUUAUAUGGACCAUAUUGAUGCUGAUUCUUCUAUUAAAGGAGUAGUGAUAAUAUCUGGAAAACCGAAUACAUUCAUCGCUGGUGCGGAUAUUGGGAUGUUGUCUAAGUGUAAAAAUUCUGCAGAAGCUCGAAAAAUUUCGUCGGCUGGUCAACAGGAUUUUUUUCGAAUUGAAAAUAGUCAAAAACCAGUCGUCGCAGCCAUUAUGGGUACCUGUAUGGGUGGUGGCUUAGAGCUAGCACUUGCAUGCCAUUACCGAAUUGCCAUGAAUGUACCAAAAACGUUGUUUGCAUUACCUGAGGUAAAGUUAGGCCUACUUCCUGGUGCUGGUGGCACACAACGUUUACCAAAACUUAUUUCGAUCACUGAAGCUCUUGGUAUGAUGCUUACCGGUAAAACAUUACCAGCUGUGAAGGCGAAGAAAAUUGGUCUUAUUGAUCGUAUUGUACAGCCUAUCGGAGCUGGACUAAAGCCUGCUGAGGAAAAUAACUACAAUUAUCUUGAACAGAUUGCUAUUGAAGCUGCGCAGCAGUUGUCUGUAGGAGCACUGGAAGUAGAUCGCAAAGGAUCGUUCUGGAAAAAAGCCACAGAUUAUGCACUUACGAAAACUCCAUUCUUCAAACACUUUGUUUUGGAAAAAGCACGCAAAAAUGUUAUGAAGAUGACUUUUGGAAAUUAUCCAGCUCCGUUAAAAAUCUUGGAUGUAAUUGAAAGUGGAAUAACAAAAGGGCCUGACUUAGGUUACUUGGAAGAAUCAGAGGCUUUUGGAGAUUUAACACAAACAACACAAUGUAAAGCUCUGAUGGGUAUUUUCAAAGGCAGAACCGAAUGCAAACGAAAUAAGUUUGGAGAAUCAAAAAAAAUUGAGAAGUUAGCCGUGAUUGGUGCCGGUUUGAUGGGUGCUGGAAUUGCAAAUGUUUCGAUCGACAAAAAUAUUCAGACAUAUCUGUUGGAUAGGAAUGAUGAAGGCUUGGCACGAGGUCAGAAUCAAAUUCAUAAGCAUUAUGACGGAAUGGUAAAAAGAAGAAAAAUCAGUGAUUAUGAAAGGCAUAGAUUUAUGGCUAACCUAAAAACAACUUGUAAAUAUGAUGAACUACAUGACUGUGAUGUGGCAAUUGAAGCCGUUUUCGAAGAACUUCCUUUGAAACAUGAAAUAAUAAAAAAGUUGGAAUCGGUAGUUCCAGAACAUUGUAUUAUUGCAUCUAAUACUUCAGCACUCCCAAUCACGCAAAUUGCAUCGGUUUCCACUCGACCGGAUCGUAUCAUCGGGAUGCACUACUUUUCUCCAGUUGAGAAAAUGGAACUGCUUGAAAUAAUAACCACGAAGGAUACUAGCAAAGAAACUAUCGCUGUAGCUACACAAUUAGGAUUAACGCAAAAUAAAUUAAUUGUGGUUGUUCAAGACUGCCCAGGAUUUUUUGUCGUCCGUUGCUUAGCCCCAAUGAUGAGUGAAGUUGUUCGAUUACUUCAAGAAGGUGUUCAUCCAGAUGAAGUUGAUGAUAUGACGAAGAAUUAUGGUUUUCCAGUGGGUGCAGCAACGCUGGCAGAUGAAGUGGGGAUUGAUGUGGCGCAGCAUGUCGCAAAGUUUCUGGGAGAGUAUUGGAAGAAAUGGUUGCGUCAGGGUUCAAAGGUCGCAAGUCGGGUAAAGGGUACUUCAUCUAUGGUGAUUCCAAAAGGCUCGGGAUCUUUGCCAAAAAGAAGUCUAAGCAGUGUUGUUGAUCGUCAACUUCGAAUAUUAUGUCGUUAUAUAAAUGAAGCAGCUAUAUGUCUUGAAGAAGGCAUUAUUUCAUCGCCGUCAGAUGGCGACACGGCGUCAGUGUUCGGUAUCGGUUUUCCGCCGUUCUGGGGUGGUCCGUUCCGUUUUGUCGAUAUGUAUGGUGCAGAUAAACUUAUAAGCGAUGAGUUCGGUUGUUGCAUGGCGUCUCGAAUGCUUGGGCCACGUUGCGAUGAGCAGAACAGGCGUAAGAGCGAUUUGAGGUGCUUCUUGAGAAUUUCGAUGAAAUGUCGAGAAAAGAUUGAACACAUACGUAGAUCAGUCGAUGUUUUGAAGUUAUAA
Messenger RNA from Acanthocheilonema viteae, 2262 nucleotides. NCBI's taxonomy places the organism in Eukaryota, Metazoa, Nematoda, Chromadorea, Rhabditida, Onchocercidae. The record is from the annotation of a GenBank genome assembly.